AUGGUGUACAAAAAAAUGCCAUUCGAGUUGUCUAAUGCAGAAGCCACUUUUCAGAGAGAAAUGGAUAUGGCUCUCAAAGGGCUUAUUAAUAAUUUUGUGCUUGUAUAUCUAGAUGACAUUAUUGUCUUUUCAAGGAAUGUUGGUCAACAUUUUGAUCAUUUAAGACAGAUUUUUGAGAGAUGCAGGGAGUUUGGAGUCUCUUUAAAUCCAAAAAAGAGCAUUUUUUCUGUUCAUGAAGGACAUAAAUGGAUCCUAACAGCAACAUAUUACUUUACCAAAUGGAUUGAAGCAAUCACACUUAAAGAGGCAAAUGAAAAUUCAGUUCUGAAUUUUUAUCAAGAUCUAGUAUCCAGGUUUGAUACCCCUGAUGCAAUUAUAUCAGAUAAUGUCUUAGCUUUUAUUGGUUUAAAAGAAUCAGAUUUGUGUGUUAAGAACAAUGUUUUUCUAAGUGCUUCAUCAAAUUAUUACCCCCAAGGUAAUGGACAGGCUAAAUCAACCAAUAAGAAUUUGAUUAAGAUCAUCAAAAAGUCUAUUCAGCAUAAUCAUAUAACAUGGCAUGAAGAGCUAAAGUUAGCCCUAUGGGCUGAUAGGAUGACACCAAAAAGAGUUACAUAUUUUUCACCUUAUGUUCUAGUUUAUGGCAAAGAGGCCAAAUUGCCAAUUUCAGUAGAAUUUCCAGCUCUCAGUUAUAUAAAAGAACAUGAAAUGUUAGAGGAGCAGCCAAUGGAAAUCGAGAUUGCUCAAUUAAUGGAGUUGGAAGAAACCAGAAAUGAAGCUUUUAGAAAGAUUGAAAUUCAUCAUUCUCAGAUGAAGAAGACAUUUGAUAAAAAGGCAAUAUCAAGGACCUUCAAUGAAGGUGAUUUAGUUUUCAAAUGGGAUGAACUUAAAUUAAGACCUGAUAGGCAUACCAAGUUUGAUGCCAUGUGGGAUGGCCCAUAUAUAAUCACUAAGAAGAAACAACAUAACACAUUUCAACUUUCAAAGCUAGAUGGAGAAGUUCUACUGAUCCCAUUUAAUGAGAUCCACCUCAAACCUUGUUUUUAA
Messenger RNA from Cryptomeria japonica (Japanese cedar), 1044 nucleotides. RefSeq lists its product as uncharacterized. Gene Ontology annotation, molecular function: nucleic acid binding. Gene Ontology annotation, biological process: DNA integration. Bases 1 to 1044 code for a protein of 347 amino acids. The transcript has 2 exons. Lineage: Eukaryota; Viridiplantae; Streptophyta; Pinopsida; Cupressales; Cupressaceae. The record is from RefSeq and is a predicted model, not a curated record.